Molecule: messenger RNA, 1197 nt
Organism: Salvelinus sp. IW2-2015
Lineage: Eukaryota; Metazoa; Chordata; Actinopteri; Salmoniformes; Salmonidae
Source: RefSeq, a predicted model, not a curated record
AGACUAAUGUUUGCCUUUUUGGUAUUUUGGUAACUUUUCUUCCAAAUUCUCCUCAGACAACGCUGAAGUGAGAGCAGAACAUGGACGUAGUUGUGCGCCAUAACCACAGAGGACACAAUGAGUCUGCUGUCCAGGCCGAGCACUUGAAACUGCCGGACCUAGGACUGAGACUGAAAGCUCAGGACAUUCACAACAACUACCUCUUCAAAGACAACAUCCCAGAAUACCCAAGGCCAGAGUUCUGGGUUUCCCAGCUCAAACACGACACGAAUGAAGGCGGGCUAUUUGGCAUAGCCGUCGAAAGCCAAGGGGGGUUCUGUGCUAGGGACAGAGAAGAGGGACCAGAGGACCCAGAAGAGGGACCAGAGGGUUUGGACCUGCUGUGGUGGAGCUUGUCUUUGGGAGCAGAGGAGAUGGCCUCGGCUGAACAACGUCUGCUCCAGACCAGGUACCCUGACAGGACAGAGGAGCAGGCCAGGCAGCAGAAAUCCUUCCUGCAGAGGUUCGCCACCUCACCUGCCUUCCUGAACACCUCUCGGCUGGGCUCCUACCGCUUCACCUUCCCCCUGGAGGAGCUGCUUAAGAGAUACCGGGAACAGCUAUGUGGUGGACACGAGCCAAUCCUGCGUGUGUAUGAGACAGUCCUGUACAAACAGGAGGUGAUGUACUCAGUGCUAGUCCACAGUCACUUCAACAACGACCUCUUUGAGAAGUACCCUCUCCUCCAGGACAAUGACGAUGGAGUCUGCGCUUACAGAGAUGGACAAAUCAUUUGGAGACCCGAGGCCAUGUGUAACACACACAGCUUCAAACUGGUGCUAAAGCCCUACCAGAACCAGGUUGUAGCCCACCUGAUCCCUGAUCCACAGAAACACCAGUUCUACGUUUGGGACAACAUUGCUGUAGCGUUCCACAUGGACGGUUCACAGAUGUUGACCUUCGAUAUGUACAAUUUGAGAGCCCAUCUGAGAUUCUGUGAGCCAGGAACGCCACCAAUAUCCCCCGACUGUGAGUUCACCACAUACGAGGAGGCCAAAGACAGGGUGGACUGCUAUUGGCCUUACUACCAUACCCCCCUGUUCUGAUAAACUUACUACCACACACCCCCGUUCUGAUAAACUUACUACCACACCCCCUGUUCUGAUUAACUUACUACCACACCCCCCUGUUCUGAUUAACUUACUACCACACCCCCCU